CUUCAGCGAGGAGUAUAUAAGGUCCCACAGGGUGACAGUCUGACUGUAGCUGGAACCAGCAGCGGUUGCAUUCUGCACUCUGAGCUUCGUCUGAUAAGCAACAACAAGAAACCACCAAGAUGUGCGACGACGACGAGACCACCGCUCUUGUGUGCGACAACGGCUCAGGCCUGGUGAAGGCUGGCUUCGCCGGUGAUGACGCCCCCAGGGCUGUCUUCCCCUCCAUCGUUGGUCGCCCUCGUCACCAGGGUGUCAUGGUGGGUAUGGGUCAGAAGGACAGCUACGUAGGAGACGAGGCUCAGAGCAAGAGGGGUAUCCUCACUCUGAAGUACCCCAUUGAGCACGGUAUCAUUACCAACUGGGACGACAUGGAGAAGAUCUGGCAUCACACCUUCUACAACGAGCUGCGUGUGGCACCCGAGGAGCACCCCACCCUGCUCACUGAGGCCCCACUGAACCCCAAGGCUAACCGUGAGAAGAUGACCCAGAUCAUGUUUGAGACCUUCAACGUCCCAGCCAUGUAUGUUGCCAUCCAGGCUGUGCUGUCCCUGUACGCUUCCGGUCGUACCACUGGUAUUGUGCUGGACUCCGGUGAUGGUGUGUCCCACAACGUCCCCAUCUAUGAGGGUUACGCUCUUCCCCACGCCAUCAUGCGUCUGGAUCUGGCUGGUCGCGAUCUGACCGACUACCUCAUGAAGAUCCUGACUGAGCGUGGCUACUCCUUCGUCACAACCGCCGAGCGUGAGAUCGUGCGUGACAUCAAGGAGAAGCUGUGCUAUGUGGCUCUGGACUUCGAGAACGAGAUGGCCACCGCCGCCUCCUCCUCCUCCCUGGAGAAGAGCUACGAGCUGCCCGACGGUCAGGUCAUUACCAUCGGUAAUGAGCGUUUCCGUUGCCCAGAGACCCUCUUCCAGCCAUCCUUCAUUGGUAUGGAGUCUGCCGGUAUUCACGAGACCGCCUACAACAGCAUCAUGAAGUGCGACAUUGAUAUCCGCAAGGACCUGUACGCCAACAACGUCCUGUCCGGCGGUACCACCAUGUACCCUGGUAUUGCUGACCGUAUGCAGAAGGAGAUCACUGCCCUGGCCCCCAGCACCAUGAAGAUCAAGAUUAUUGCCCCACCCGAGCGUAAGUACUCCGUCUGGAUCGGUGGCUCUAUCUUGGCUUCUCUGUCCACCUUCCAGCAGAUGUGGAUCACCAAGCAGGAAUACGAUGAGGCAGGCCCCAGCAUUGUCCACCGCAAGUGCUUCUAAAUACAUCGUCGUCACCUUGUGCGUCUGCACGCUUGGUCUUGCGCUGCCAGAUCACAUUGUGUUCGUGGGAAACUGCUCAGGAAUGAUGUGAAAUGCCGCAAAAAGAUCAAUGGACAUUCUCAUCAAAAAAUUACACAAAAAAAUCGUAAACUGCAAUGUAACUUAAGCAAAUGAAUGUAAAUGUACAUAAAUAUUAAUUUAUUAAAGUCCAUUCUUUGGUA
Messenger RNA from Engraulis encrasicolus (European anchovy), 1474 nucleotides. It is a transcript of the gene acta1b, whose product is annotated as actin alpha 1, skeletal muscle b. The record is from RefSeq and is a predicted model, not a curated record. The transcript is spliced from 7 exons. Lineage: Eukaryota; Metazoa; Chordata; Actinopteri; Clupeiformes; Engraulidae. The coding region runs from base 120 to 1253 and encodes 377 amino acids.